UAAGCCAAACGCGAACCGGAUAAGUCACUCGUACGCAACAAUCGUAUUUUCGUUACCAUAGUAUUGACGUUUUGCGCGGACUAUUUUAUUUUUAUUCCACUAUAGUGAUAACAAUAAAUGUACGAGUACAGCUAUUUUGAAAAUAAAUAACGCGCAGGCACGUUGGCAAAUUCGUAUUCAAGAAAAACUAUCUACGUCCACCAAACCGCGGAAAACGGCUAUCAAAAGAAAAAAAAAAGACUCGAGAAGCAUGAACUUGACGACCACCGACGCCGACCGGUCGUUUAUUUCACUUCAACAGUCGGCUCAACCUAUUUUCUCUCUGACCGAUCCGAGAAUGGGAAACCUUCAUUUGAACACCGAUAACGACAAUAGGGACGUGGUCGAUUCGACUGGUUACGGAAUGAGAGACCGGCCUUUGUCGCUGUGCAUGUCGUCAGCGUGCGCCGCGCAACAAGUACCGGUGUCCGCGUCGAGGACACCGCCGUCGUCCGUAGCGGCCCAUUACAACAAUUCAGCCGGCGGUGGACAACAGGCGUCCACGUUGAAAACAAAGACAUUGGGCCUGACGUGCGUAGUUUGCGGGGAUACGUCCAGCGGCAAGCACUAUGGGAUAUUGGCGUGCAACGGAUGCAGCGGUUUCUUCAAGAGGAGCGUUCGCCGCAAACUUAUCUACAGAUGUCAAGCGGGCACUGGGAGUUGUGUGGUAGACAAGGCGCAUCGAAAUCAAUGUCAAGCGUGCAGGCUGAAGAAAUGUCUAAACAUGGGAAUGAACAAAGACGCCGUCCAAAACGAACGUCAGCCUCGAAACACUGCAACAAUACGACCGGAAAAUUUAGCUGACAUGGACCACGAGCGAGUGAUUAGGGAAGCUGCUGUGGCCGUUGGAGUUUUUGGGCCAUGUCUUUACAGACCUCCGGUUUCUGUUGCCUUAGCGUUGUCUCCGUUGAGGUACCAUCCGAGUGGACCAAUAGCGCCGCCAAACGUGCAGCGUCCCGCUGAACCAUCGCCUACCGCUUCUUCGUCUCCAAAACAAGAAUCUCAAGACCAAGACGACGAUGACAGCAUAGACGUUACCAACGAGGAACCGGACACGUCAGAAAACAAAAGGACAUCUCCGGCAAUACCAAUACCGCUCACUCAACAUCACUCGAUUUACGACCACCACACGUCCUUCUAUCCGGGUCUCCACGAAAAUGUGUAUGAAACGUCCGCCCGAUUGCUGUUCAUGGCCGUUAAGUGGGCCAAAAAUUUACCUUCGUUCGCGUCUCUACCAUUUAGAGAUCAGGUAAUACUUUUAGAAGAAUGCUGGUCGGAACUAUUCUUGUUGAACGCAGUCCAGUGGUGUUUGCCGUUAGAAAACAAUCCACUGUUUAACCCAUCGGAUCACGUAGCGGCCAUUCCAAACGGUAAGGCUAGUCAAGUGGCCGCCGACAUUCGGAUAUUGAACGAGACUUUGCGCAGAUUCAGAACCAUUAGCGUUGACCCAGCAGAGUUUGCUUGCAUGAAGGCAAUAGUUUUAUUUAGAGCAGAUACAAGAGGAUUGAAGGAUCCCAUACAAGUGGAAAACCUACAAGACCAAGCUCACGUCAUGUUGGGCCAACACACUAGAAAUCAACAUCCCGGGCAACCGGUGAGAUUUGGUCGCCUGUUAUUAAUGUUACCACUACUGAAAACCGUACCAGCCGUUCGUAUUGAAGCGAUAUUCUUUCAAAGAACUAUUGGCAAUAUACCCAUGGAAAAAGUCUUAUGCGACAUGUAUAAAAACUGAAAUAAAUAUGUUAUAGUUAUUUCUUUACUACUUUACUGCCUAACUUAUAUUAGCUUUGCGGUAGUCACUAGCCUAGAACUGCCUCAUACUCGUUCGUCGACAGAUGCUGUUGCUGUCUGCUGAUGUAUGUAAUUAUUUCUCCUUGGAGUGCUGUAUUUUAAUAUUAUCUUCUCAACUAUAUAUAUACUAUACUAAAUAUAUUAUUGCUGUGUAUUAUAUUUAGUCAUUUUUCAAGUAUUAUAUAACAUAU
Adelges cooleyi (spruce gall adelgid) is the source of this 2021-nucleotide messenger RNA. Its product is annotated as photoreceptor-specific nuclear receptor-like. Gene Ontology annotation, molecular function: nuclear receptor activity; RNA polymerase II cis-regulatory region sequence-specific DNA binding; zinc ion binding. Gene Ontology annotation, biological process: positive regulation of transcription by RNA polymerase II; anatomical structure development; cell differentiation. The transcript has 9 exons. Lineage: Eukaryota; Metazoa; Arthropoda; Insecta; Hemiptera; Adelgidae. Bases 251 to 1771 code for a protein of 506 amino acids. The record is from RefSeq and is a predicted model, not a curated record.